GGCGUUUGAGGGUUUGAGUGAAUGAGCACGUGAAUCGGCGCCGAAGUAGCGAAGCGAGUUUGUGAAAAAAUGGCAGCAGUGCUUACAUUAAACCCCAAGGCUGAAGUAGCACGCCACGCCCAGGCUCUCGCUGUCAACAUCAACGCUGCAAAGGGGCUGCAAAAUGUUCUUCGCACGAAUCUGGGCCCCACAGGCACGAUGAAGAUGCUCGUGUCGGGUGCCGGUGAUAUAAAGAUAACAAAGGAUGGCAAUGUCUUGCUGCAUGAAAUGCAAAUUCAGCUCCCCACUGCGAACCUCAUCGCUAGGGCUUCAACAGCACAGAAUGACAUCACUGGCGAUGGAACAACGUCAACUGUUCUCAUCAUUGGAGAGCUCCUCAAGCAGGCUGACCACUACGUUUCUGAGGGCCUGCACCCUCGCAUUCUGGCCGAUGGCUUUGAGAAGGCACUGGUGAAAGCGUUGGAAGUGCUGGAGACCCUGAAGAUCACCCCGAGUGAGGUGGACCGGGACCUGCUGGUGCGGGUGGCACACACGGCGCUUGCGACCAAGGUGAGCCCCGAGCUGGCUCAGCACCUGACGGAGGUGUGCGUGGACGCCGUGCUGGCGAUACAGAGGCCAGGAGAGGAACUGAACCUGCACAUGGUGGAGAUAAUGGAGAUGCAGCACAAGACCGACAUGGACACCCAGCUGGUGCGCGGACUCGUGCUGGACCACGGGGCGAGGCAUCCCGACAUGAAGAAGCUGGUCCGGGACGCCUACGUGCUGGCCUGCAAUGUGUCCCUGGAGUAUGAGAAGACGGAAGUAAACGCUGGCUUCUUCUACAAGUCUGCCGACGAGCGUGAGAAGCUGGUUCAGGCAGAGCGGCAGUUCAUUGAGAACAGAGUGCUCAAGAUCAUUGAGCUCAAGCGCAAGGUCUGUGAUACCCCGGAAAAGAACUUUGUCGUCAUCAAUCAGCAGGGUAUUGACCCCAUGUCUCUGGACCUUCUGGCCAAGGAAGGCAUUGUGGCCCUGAGGCGUGCCAAGCGAAGGAACAUGGAGCGGCUGGCGCUGGCGUGUGGCUGCAAGGCCAUGAACUCAUUCGAGGAGCUGACCCCAGACGUACUUGGCCAUGCUGGAGUCGUAUACGAGCAUGUGCUUGGCGAGAAUAAGUUCACCUUUGUGGAGGAGCUCAAGAACCCACGCUCGGUCACAGUGCUCAUCAAGGGACCCACCAAGCACACACUCACCCAGAUCAAGGAUGCUGUGUACGAUGGACUGCGUGCCGUCAAGAAUGCCAUUGAAGACGGUUGUGUGGUGCCCGGAGCAGGGGCCUUUGAGCUGGCAGCUCAUGCAUCCCUGACUGCGAUGCGUCCCACGAUUGAGGGCAAGACACAGCUUGGGGUGCAGGCGUUUGCGGAUGCGCUUCUCAUCAUCGUCAAGACGCUGGCGUCCAACAGUGGCCUGGAUCCACAGGAUGUGCUGGUGCGGCUGCAGAGAGAGCAGCAGCAGGCACAGCAGCCUAUUGGCCUCAACCUGCGCACUGGGGAGGCUCUGAUUCCUGCCAACGAGGGCAUAUUUGACAACUACUGUGUGAAGAGGCAGCUUCUCAACUCUUGCACGGUCAUCGCAAGCAACCUGCUGUUGGUGGAUGAAAUCAUGUUUGGCGGAACCAAGGGACCCAAAUAAACAGCUCGUACUAUCCCCAUCUGGACGCACUUACUGUUCUCUCUUCAUGUCUGCUUGUGCUGCUGCUGUCCACGAAUAAAUUAUUGUUUGUAGAUUUGGCC
This is a messenger RNA of Dermacentor silvarum, 1766 nucleotides long. It is a transcript of the gene CCT6, whose product is annotated as T-complex protein 1 subunit zeta. The coding region runs from base 70 to 1665 and encodes 531 amino acids. The transcript has 10 exons. The record is from RefSeq and is a predicted model, not a curated record. Gene Ontology annotation, biological process: protein folding. Gene Ontology annotation, cellular component: chaperonin-containing T-complex. Lineage: Eukaryota; Metazoa; Arthropoda; Arachnida; Ixodida; Ixodidae. Gene Ontology annotation, molecular function: ATP binding; ATP hydrolysis activity; ATP-dependent protein folding chaperone.